Messenger RNA from Dreissena polymorpha, 8139 nucleotides. Its product is annotated as poly(rC)-binding protein 3-like. The record is from RefSeq and is a predicted model, not a curated record. Lineage: Eukaryota; Metazoa; Mollusca; Bivalvia; Myida; Dreissenidae. Bases 560 to 2266 code for a protein of 568 amino acids. Gene Ontology annotation, molecular function: mRNA binding. Gene Ontology annotation, biological process: regulation of gene expression; regulation of RNA metabolic process. Gene Ontology annotation, cellular component: nucleus; cytoplasm. The transcript is spliced from 20 exons.
UAUCCUUUGGCUGUCACUUUGUGUAUGUGAUAUUACCUGCCUGUUCUAAUUUUAUCCAGACCCCUUGCUAGACUCCCAGCUGGACUAUUCACCAAAAAGUCCAAGCUAUAUUCAGCCCAACUGCAUCCCCGUCAGCAUCAGUGCGUAAUGAAGUGGAGUGUAACCCUGUAAUAUUGAUCCAAGGAAGGACAACUUAGACUCACAAGUGACAACGCAUAGAUCUGGUGCCCUGAAAAGUACAAGGUGCUUCUGUCUCCUCAUGGCAGGCCAAACAUGGAUGUCCAGGUGACCUAAAGAAGAGCAUUCUAGUAAGGACCAGUGACAAGUUGCUUCCCCUGACACCUUGCCUUUAGAUGACCUCCCCUGGGUGCAGUAUAAUAUAAUUCAACCCUGGUCAGCUUCCAUCUGAUGUUGAUGAUAUUGUCUCUACAGGAGUUUAUGAAGUGUAGAAACUUUCAAACUUUCCACAUUUGAACAAGCCAGCAUUUGAGCAACAGAAACAGAAGCAGAGUAGCGUUGAGGACGCUACAACAUUUUCCCAAAUUCUUGCCAGACUGACAUGGCAACAGAGAAAAUAAUCAUGGUUCAAGGUCAUGAGAGCAACGGCAUCGCGCCAUCCAUCCUUACUGUACGCAUGAUCAUGCAGGGCAAGGAGGUAGGCAGUAUCAUUGGAAAGAAAGGAGACAAUAUCAAGAAAUACAGAGAAGAUAGUGGUGCUAAAAUCAACAUAUCAGACGGGUCUUGUCCAGAACGCAUCGUCACAAUCACAGGCACUGUAGAGAACAUUCAGAAGGCGUUCACAAUGAUUUGUUCAAAGUUUGAAGAGCAGCCAUCUUUGUUUCAGGAUCUGAACAACACCCCCACGGUGCCUAAACCCCCAGUCACACUCAGGCUGGUUGUGCCAGCUAGCCAGUGUGGCUCUCUCAUAGGCAAAGGGGGCAUAAAGAUUAAGGAAAUAAGGGAGAGCACAGGCGCUUCAAUACAAGUGGCGAGUGAAAUGUUACCAAACUCCACAGAGCGGGCAGUCACUGUGUCGGGAACAGCCGAGGCUGUCACCGCGUGCAUACAGGUCGUGUGUAACAUCAUGCUGGAGUCCCCACCAAAGGGUGCCACUAUCCCCUACCGCCCCAAACCAGCUGUACCUCCAGUUGUAUAUGCAGGCGGCCAGGCCUAUGUAAUCCAGAACCCACAGGUUCCUAUGCCACCACCUGCCGAGGUCUGGUGUAAUUGCCCCCAGGAACCUUACGGUUUUACGUUACUGCCACGUUUCAAGUUGAACAAGUUGAACCAGAUGUCACUAGGGGCGCCUAUGCCUCUGAUGCCUCACGCCACCUUCAUGCCAGGCAUGCUGCCAUCACACAUGGGUCUACAUUCCAACCUAAUACGGGAAAUACCCGGUAUGCUGCCUUCACACAUGGGUCUACAUUCCAACCUAUUCCGGGAGAUACCCGGUAUGAUGCCCUUGCACAUGGGUCUACAUUCCAACCUAUUGGGAGAGAUACCCAUGUCGGCAGCCCCAGGUUACGCACCCAUCCCAUUUCAUCAGCGACCGUUGCCGAGUGGACCCAUGGUCGCACCAAACGGUCAGCAGACUCAUGAAAUGAAUAUUCCCAACGAUCUCAUUGGCUGUAUAAUCGGACGUGGAGGACAGAAAAUCAACGAGAUUAGGCAGAUAUCAGGGGCUAACAUAAAGAUUUCCAAUGCGGAAGAGGGAUGUCCUGACAGAAAAGUGACUAUAACUGGUACACCAGAGACAAUUGGGAUGGCUCAGUACCUUAUUAACACCAGCAUGGAAUUACAUAAGACUCUAGUCCUAGAUCCCAAUUCUACAGCUACGUCCCCCGCAAGCUCUGUGACACCCACAUCCAGCCCUGUUACACCAGUGACGUCAAUGUCCUCUCCUGCUGGGAUUUCCCAAGCAGCUGUUUCCCAGCAGGCAUCUCCGGUUACCAUGCCGAUGACCUCAAUGGCAUUGCCAGGGGCAUUGACCUCAAUGGCGUUGCCAGGGUCGAUGAAGCCUCUUCAGCUCAUAGGAAUGAAUGGUCUUAAUGGACUGAGCGCAAUGCACCCAGCGUACCACUCAUUGCCUGGUUUCCCGGGAAUGAAUGGCAGUUUAAAUGGCCUAAGUCUGCAAAUGUUUGAUCCCAUGAUGUUCUCUUGUGGAAUCAAUCAAGCGCUACCGCAGACUGCACCAAAUUUCACUGGGAAGUUACGGGUGGGGGUGGCAGCAGUGAAAACAGGCUCACCCAAAUUCACUCCCUACUAACUGUUGAUUGUGAAAAACCAUGUGCUGGACAUGUUAUAUAGUGAUAGACAUUUUAUAUUUAUAGUUUGUUUUGCUGCUUUUUACAAGGCUCCUGUUUUAUGUACCCAUGUAUUCCAGUAUACAGAGGGCUGCUUUUUGUUUGUGUCCACUUGUUCUUUAAUACUGUAUUCAACAGAUAGUUUGUAUCCCACAAUUUUGUAUGUCUGUGUGUAAUCCACCAUGUGUGUGUUAUGUGAUAAAACUGUCAUGUAUGUACGGUAAUUUCAACUAUUCAAACAAAUGCAAUUGAAAUGGCUUGACUGCUAAUUAUGGCAAAAUAUCUUAUAACAACUUCAUAAUGCACUUUCAAAGAUGCAAAUUCAAAUGUUUUGUGUGAUUGUUAAAGGAUUUCAAAUUAUAUAUAACUUAAUUGUUUAAAUAAUUUGCACUUCUGCAAAAUGGAUACCAGAUUUCAGAAUUUAAAAUACAUAAUUUUGAUUGAUUUAAUACCUAGUCAUGGUUCAUAACAUCUGUCAAAUAAAAAAAUAGAUUUUAUUGUGAGAAGAUCCUCUCUUACAAAAACCAAUUUAUAUGGGUACAUAAAAUAGGAUACCUUUUGUAACCAUGUUGACUUGUCUCUUGUGCCAGUUUUAAAUUAAUUUGUUUGCAAAAUAAAGCCUUAUAUGUCUGUUAUUUUACAAGUAUGUAUAUGAAGGCUCAUCUAUUUUAAACAACGAUAGUUAAAGUAUGUUCUUGCUUGUUGCGGUUACUUUUUAAUUUAAUUGUAAAUGCGUAUACAUUAUUAAAAGGUCAGAGAACAAUCUUCAAAAAGUAAAAUGUCACUUAAGAGUACCAGCAAAAUCAUAUCAAUUUCGAAAAUGGAACAUUAGAAUUAAAGGUUCAUGUACUUGUUGGUGCAAGAGAUAGGCAAUAUAUUGAAAAAAAUGUGCUGUGUUUACAAAUACAGUGGCCUUGUGUUGACAGGCUUACUAACCACUCUGAAUUGCUGUGUAUUAUUUUGGAACAGGUAGACUCAAUAGGUAUUUGAUCUCAUUGAUCAAGAUGUUUUCAUACUUAACAUCCAUAUAGAUCUCCGGGACUACUUUGUGGGCAUAUUGACCAUCUUUUAACCAGUUGAUUUAUUUAAUCUGAAUGGUGUAAUGGUAAUAUGUAUGAGCAUAACAUAAUUGAUGUUUGUGAACAAACAUUCAAUUACAGAAAACUGAACUCUACUGCCACUGUAGUUAAAGCAAUAUAUUUCAAUUAAUUUGCUCAUUAGAACUGAAACAGGUGUUUAAUGAUAUAAACAGUGGGAACUUGUUUCUGCUUAAGCAACAACAUUUAAGUUCUUCAUAACGGUUUUGCAAAUUUGUAUAUACAAGCAUUUAAGGGUGUUUAAUAAGCCUUGGUGUUUUUUUAUAUAAUUAUUAUUUUACAAUGUCUUGCAAGUUUCAAGGCUUUGUGAUAGACAUAUCUUUCGAAAUUGUUUUUGUCAUUAUUAAAUGGUUCAUGUAUAAAUUUUAUGUAUCUGUACAAUGGUAAUUUCAUUAUAUAUUUUUAUGAAUAUGUAUUGUUUUGGGAAAAUAAGUACAUACAUGUAAUGGAUUAAUAGAAAUCCAAGUGUUAUUUUCAUAUUACUUGUGUUUUAAUUAUUUACAAAUGUGUGGACUUUCUUUUACUUAAGACGUCUAUUUGUAUAAAAAGAGGCAAUGGGAUAUUUGUUUAACUUUUUUUAUUUAUGAAAGACAGUCUGUAGAGCAGCCUAGGGUUUGGUUGAUUAUGGAUACAAGGAAUCCACUUUAAAGCUUUAGACAUCUCACAAAAAUAUGUUCAUUCCUUUCUUGAUUGAAUGACAGAAAUCCAAAUAUUAUUUUUGAAGCAGUGCAAUCAUUAUUUUUUUAUGCAAUCGAAUUCCACUUGUGGACAAGUUUAUUGCUCGGUCUACAAAAUUGAUCCACAUUGUCAUGUGAUGUAUAGCAUGUAUUGUUCUGUUGUGUUUUUUUAGUUCAUAAUAUUCCAUAGUUUACCAUAUCUCAGUCCCAAAAAAACUAAAUACCUGUGGUAUGUAUGAUGGUCCAGUCUUUUUUAUUAAAUGUUUAUAAUAUUCAUGUAUUCACAUGUUAAUUAAAUUGCAUAAUAUCCAAACGUUAAUUGAAUGCAUGAUGAAAAAAUUCAGUUGCUGAUUAAUGUCUUUUCUGUUACUUCCACAUUCAAUUAAACCAUAGCUCACUUGUAUACAUAUACUAGUAUCUUAAAUAAAUGUUCAACUCCAAUCUUGAACAGUAAAUCUUUAACAGAUUUUCCUCAAUACGUCCUUCCAACAUUCCUGUCAUUUACUUAACAAGGUGGUUUUUUCAUGUGUUUUCUUUUUUAAGGUUAAUAUUUUUUAAGAAUAUUUGAGUUGACUUCCUUUAAUUGAUUAGUUUGUAAGGUAAAAUAAAAAUAAAAAUCAAGGUUACAUUCCAAUUCCGGAUAACUUUGUUUACUUGGUGUAUAAAUAAUUCUGAUCAAGAAAUUUGAACUUUCGUCAAGCAAUCAAGCACAAGAACGGUGUGGAUAAGUUAAUGUUAAUUACUUUUAAACUGUGGCAAUUACCUGCUCAUGAAUUAUUGAAAACAAAAGAAGAUAACCUAGUCAUUCUGUUUAAGUGAUGAGGCCUCUAGUCUUCUUCUAUCAUAAAGUAUUUGUUGUUAUUCAUAUUUGAAAUCAUGAAUUUUUGUCUCAUUUGUUAAUGUUGAAUCCUUUUUUUAAGUCAGAUUCAAAAUUGUGUCCUUGUUUGGAGUUUUAUUUUUCAAGUUUUUUUUGUUUUUGUUCAUAUUCAUUUGUUUGCAUAGUAUUAAGAAACAUUUUUUUAUUGCAAUAUUUUGUUGUCAUUUUGCAAUAUGCUAAUAUCACAAUUUUAAAAAGUCGAUCACCACUCUAGUUAUAUCCAAAGUUUUAAAUGUUCACCAAAGUUUUUCCUCUUUUCAACGUUUGUUAAUGAUUUUAAUUACAAUUAUAUUAAAUUGACCAUACUGUUGUCGUGUUGUAUAUAUUAUGUACUGUGUAUCUAUAGAGUUAACUAUUGUAAUAAAAGUUAUUCUUUUCUUCUAAGUCAGGUAAAUGGUGAAUCAUUUAGUUCAUAUUUUGUUUUGUUAGUCAUAUCUUUAGUUUGUUAAUGUACUUAUUCAAUAUUACAUGUAUGCAUGCUGUUUGAAAUGAUGUUUAAUUUUAAUUAAGCAUUCCUUGAUUUGCAUGACACACUUAGGGCAUGCUUGUUUAGGAACACAGUUUGCUGUUUUUCUGUCAAUCAGAUAUGCACAUUGCCAACCAAAUUAUUAACAGACACUAUCCACAACUGGUUUUCUAGUAUCUCGCUACCCUUCCCUUUGGUUUUUUAUCCCCAAGUAUUAACAUAUUUGUGAUUAACAGUGUACAUGUGCAAUCGUUAAUAUGCUUUGAAAUGGCUACCCGGUAUUUGUUUAUUUCAUGUCAUUAUUAAGCGUGAAAAUUUUGAAUUACAAAAAUUUGUUUUUGUAUUGGAAUAUCGAAAUCCUAAAUAAAGUUUUUGAUAAUUUGUCAAAUCAACUUCUUGUAUUAAUGUAUUUGCAGUGAAGAACGGUAAUUUUUCUUUGGACAAAGUCUUGUAAUGAAUAUAUUGUCUCUUUUAGGGUUACAUCGGAAGUGUGUGGAUUGGGAAUAGUUCGCUAAAAUGGCUCCACUCAACAUCAUUACUUUGUGGAUACUCAAAAUAUUUAAUAAGGUCACAGUCUGUCCGGUCAAGUUUGGUGGUCUUUGCUGUGUGAUAUACAAAUAUUUAUCAGCUACAAGCAAAAGAACAAUCAUUUUGAUUGGCAAGGUAUUUUGAAAGCCCAGUCUUGAUUGGAUAGUUGUCUGGUAGCUGACAAAUCAUAUCUAUUAUAUCUUAUACAAAAUGAAUGCAUGACCAUGUGACCUAUUACAAACGAAAACCUGUCUUGUUCUUGAAUGUAUUUAAAAUAGAUGUAGAACUAUGUUUUAAGAAUGUACCUACAUUUGAGGUUUUCAUUGUAGAUACUCAUUAGAAUUGUGAUUAAUCAGUGUAUGACAAUUAUUGUUCACUGUCAUUGAUGAAUAUUCAUAAUAUUUGCUUACACACCUUUUUAGCCUAACAAAACCAAAACUAUUUUGUCUUGAGAUAAAAAAUCUGACUUUUAAAUAGCUUCCAUCUUCCAGAAUAAACGUCCAUGUGUGUGCCUCCAGCUCUAACAGUUGUUUCUGUUGACAGAAUUAGAAAAAAAAAAUUCUUAUCCAAGAACUAAAUAAAUGAUUUGCAACAAUUGUGAAUAUUGGUCAUAACUGUUUUUUUCUUAUCGGAGUGUUUUGAUUUUCUCGUUACUUCGAGUGUACAUUUUUGUAACCAUAAUUUAUAUAUAUAUAUAUUCAUUGAAAAGGUGCUUGCUUGUAGUUAUUUACAACAUUAAUGCCAAAAUAAUGUUUUAUUUUAACAAUUCCUGAAAGGCAGUCUUUGCGGUGUUCCAAUGUACGUGUUCACACCAGGUGGCAUACAAUUUUUUAGCUAGUUCUGCUGAAUUUGUCAAUGUAUUUUAGCAAAGCAUUUAACCAUGGAAAGAGUUGCAGAACUUUAUGCAUUGAGAAUUGUCUAGUCUACCUUAUCAUGGCUUUAAGCUAGGGAUCUUACGAUAACUCGCAGUAUCUUAAAAUGGCAUUAGUUAAACAGUUCAUGUUAUUUUUCCAGGGACUGCAUAACCCAUCUGUCUCAUAAAGUUUUAGAGUAGUUCUUUUGUUUUCCAACUGUUAAAACUCUGUGCAAUCUGGAUUGAUAGGGUAUUUUUGCAUUUAUACAAUGUCAUCUUGCAUGUGUUUCCAAUGUUUUUGCAUUUUUGAAGAGAUUAAAAUGACUAGACACAAGUUUACGAGGUUGUGUUUGGGGACAGUUAAAGACACAAGUAGGUUGUUUGUUUGUCAUUGUUUCAUUGAAAGCUUAAACAAUUUUAAUACCAUGAAAUGAACUGUUGAUAUGGAAGUUUCUGUACAAAUGAGAAUAUUGGUCAAGUCCUUGUUACUGAAAAAAACAUGGUGUGAGAUAUGACCAUAAAGAGGAUUUUUGUGUUACCAAUGUGCACUAUAAAUAGGGGUUUUCAGUACACUUAUUUGAUUUACUGACAUCCACUAAAAAAAUGAAGUUUUAUCUGACUUACUCUUGAAACCUGGCAAUCAACUUUAGGAGUGCUAUGUGAUUGCGUUACAUUAGUUCAGUGUUGUUUGGUGUGUCUCUUUAAGUUAUCAUUCUCUUGUUAUUAACUUGUAUAGUUACCAUAGCAGGUGCAGACUCACUUCAAAGGUUGUGACUUGUAUAUUGACUUGACUUGUUGAUCAGAGAUAUUGUAGUUUUUAUAGAAAAGUUAUCUUUGAUACAGAAACUGUUGCCUAGGAAACUGUGUGCUUAAUCUGUUUGUGUGUCAUAUACUAUUAUUCUUAAAAUAUUCAUUUUUGUCUGCAUUUGUUCUUGUAGUUCUUUGGGUGGUCACAUGGUCGAGGGCUAACACAUUAUUUAUCUGUGACAAAAUAGCAAUACUUUACUUGGAUGGUCUUAAUUUGAUGGAAAUGUUUAAAUUUGCUGAUGAGUAAGACUGAGUUGCUCCUGUUUUAUUGUUUGAACCAGUGGGAUUAUACAGUUUGAACCUUUACAUCUAUAAAGAACUACAUGCAGACAUGACAAUUUGUUCAAUACAAGUUGUUAAUAUGUUCAAUAAUUUAUAGUAAUUAUAUGUUAUGGAGAGUUAUUUUGAAUUGUAUUUCAAUGACAUCUUUAUUAAAUAGGUGAAGUUUUAACUCAACAUUAUCAUUUAUAAUCAUGGUGUAUAAAUGUGUUGCCAAAAUUAUAAUGAUUAUAAUAAAUUUUACAGGAACAA